Molecule: messenger RNA, 924 nt
Organism: Adineta ricciae
Lineage: Eukaryota; Metazoa; Rotifera; Eurotatoria; Adinetida; Adinetidae
Source: the annotation of a GenBank genome assembly
AUGCUCCGCAUAAUUAAUCCCUCUCGCGCUCAACCGGCAGCACGAAAUUUAACUCUUGUUGCCAAGAGAUUUCAGCAAUCCUCCAGUUCGUCAGGUUCCGCAAGCACUGCUUCGACGAAAUCGACGCCAGGUUCAACCUCAAGUCAAGCUAAAACGACCACAACACCACCACCACCAACUUCGAGACCUGUCACAUCCUCAUCAUCAUCAUCCUCGUCAGCUGGCGCUAGUGCUGGAGGCAGCGGCGGCACAGUUAAAGCAGUUGUCUAUGGCCUUGCACUAGGUCUCGGUGUCACGCUUGUCUAUGCUGAAUAUGACAAUGGUCCAUUCCGUCGCAAAGUUGAAUCGACAAUUCCAUUGAGUUCAACAAUUUUAGCUGGACUCGAUAAAAUCAUCGACCCUGUGUUCGGUCGUCACAAGAAAUUGACAACUAUCAUAUCGGAAAAAAUGCCGGACUUGUCCGGUGUCACUGAUCGUUUACCUGAUAGGGAACAAAUCCGCAAAGCAGGUGAACAAGUUAAAGAUGCUGCUAAUGCUGCCUACAACAAAUUACCAGAUCAAAAACAAAUUCAAAAGGCUUCUGAACAAGCUAAAGACGCCAUCAAUGAUGCUUAUGAUAAACUGCCCGAAUAUAAAAAAGUAAAAGGUGCUGUCACUCACGCCGCUGAUCAGGUUAAAGAUGCUGUUCACACCGUUCGCGAUGCAUUGCCCGAUCCUAAACAAGUGAAAAAAUCACUCACUCAUGCUAAAGAGCAAGUCGAAGAUACGGCUAAAUCUGUUCGAGAUACCGUUAAAGACGCUCUUCCACAAACAAAAGGUAUAUCUGGUGAUCAAUCACGACGUGGAAAUGAUCCAGUCUUCCUAGAAGACGCCGGUGAAGUUGCUACUCCACCACCACGCAAAUGUUCAUAUGGAAUGAAAUAA